ACUCUACCCUAGAAUCACCACAACCUCUUCUUCUUUCUUUCUUUCUUUCUCUCUUUAUCUAUCUAUAUAUCUCUACACUGAUUAAAUUAGGAUUGUGCUGCGUUGUGUUGAUUAAUACAUCUGAUCGAAAAUGGCGGACUCGGGCGGUGGUUCAUCGUCGAUAUCGAGCAGAAUAUGUUCGAUAUCCAUCCCGGAGAAGUUUCAGCUGCACAUGGCCAUGUUGGCCUUGCAGUUUGGGUAUGCAGGUUUCCAUGUCGUUUCCCGGGCAGCCCUUAACAUGGGGAUCAGUAAGAUUGUGUUCCCAGUUUACAGGAAUAUUCUCGCUCUGCUUCUUCUCCUGCCAUUCGCCUACUUUCUUGAGAAGAAAGAGAGGCCUCCUGUCACUUGGAAACUCCUCCUCCAGUUCUUCUUCCUAGCAAUUGUAGGGAUCACUGCAAACCAAGGAUUCUACUUGGUGGGGCUGGACAACACAUCACCCACCUUCGCUUCCGCCAUACAAAACUCAGUCCCUGCAAUAACAUUUCUAAUGGCAGCCAUUCUCAGGAUCGAAAAGGUGAGGUUUAACAGAAAGGACGGGAUCUCAAAGGUUGCCGGAACACUCCUCUGCGUCAUGGGAGCUUCCGUCAUCACCCUCUACAAAGGCCCCACCAUCUACACCCCCUCCCCGCCCCUUCAUUCCACAGCACCACUCCAUCCGGGUCCGGGUCCGGGUCGGGGUCUGGGCCUGGGCGAUGCCCAGGGCAAGAACUGGACCCUGGGCUGCAUAUACCUCAUCGGCCACUGCCUCUCCUGGUCCGCCUGGCUCGUCCUGCAAUCGCCGGUGGUCAAGAAGUUCCCGGCGCGGCUCACCUUUACUUCUUACCAGUGCUUCUUUGGCAUAAUUCAGUUCCUCGUCAUCGCCGCCUUUGUCGAGAGGAACCCCCAGGCUUGGCUCAUCCACUCCGGCGGCGAGCUCUUCAGCGUUUUCUACGCUGGAAUUGUGGCUUCAGGGAUCGCCUUCGCCGUCCAGAUAUGGUGCAUUGACAGAGGCGGCCCCGUUUUCGUCGCCGUUUAUCAGCCCGUACAGACACUGGUCGUCGCCAUUGUCGCCUCCGUCGUUCUCGGCGAGGAGUUUUACUUGGGAGGGAUCAUUGGUGCGGUGCUGAUUAUAACGGGGUUGUACCUUGUGCUUUGGGGGAAGAACGAGGAGGGCAAAUUCGCGAAGAAGGCGGCGAUCCAGUGUCCUCAGGAGCACGGAAGCAGCGGUGCACCUUCCCACGUCAUCAAGUCGUCGUCGAUCACUCAGCCACUCCUCCCUCAGUCAACGGAGACUACUGCUUGACCGCCACUGCCCUAACUUUGACUCUUGCAAUAUUUUGUUCCAAUCGUUUGUUUGGUGGCACACAAAAUUUUCAGUCACUAUUCACCUAUGCUAUAUAUGUUUAUUGUCUUUUAUUUUAUUUUUUUUUUUGGAAAAAAAAAAAAAAAAAUGGCUUGGUGUGUGUAUUAUCCAUCUAUCUGUUUUAAAUUUUGGUUUGUAGGGCUUUCUUUUAAAUUUGUGUAUUUAGCUAUUAGAAGAGUGGUUUCAUAUUUAAUAUAUAUAUAUAUAUAUAUGUAUGUUGAGGUGGGGGUUUGAGGGGAAGAAUGUGAUGAUUGUAAUCUUGUGGCAUGGGUUAAGAAUGGAUAUCCCAUAUGUCUUUUUA
Andrographis paniculata is the source of this 1682-nucleotide messenger RNA. RefSeq names its product protein WALLS ARE THIN 1-like. The transcript is spliced from 5 exons. NCBI's taxonomy places the organism in Eukaryota, Viridiplantae, Streptophyta, Magnoliopsida, Lamiales, Acanthaceae. Gene Ontology annotation, molecular function: transmembrane transporter activity. The record is from RefSeq and is a predicted model, not a curated record. Gene Ontology annotation, cellular component: plasma membrane. Bases 131 to 1321 code for a protein of 396 amino acids.